AUCCUCGACCAGUUGGGAUCCCUCUCACCUUCACAUCCUCACCUGACUGUCUUCGCAAGUCCAUGGAGCUCCUGAUCAAAUCUACUCUUGCCCUACUGUUGACCUCAACUCUAGCGGGGCCUCUAGCUGUGCAGGGUGAUGAUCAAACAAAUGCCUUUUACACAUGCAUAGCCCCCAACUUUCCCGAAGGUUAUUGCGCUACCAAGCUGGCGCCGGAUUCCCAGAAGAAAGUUUACUAUGAUGUCCGGCGGGCAAAUAGAUACUUCGACAAGCCAUUUCAUUUUGACUGCCUCGGAUCGAAUAAAGAAAACAGAUACUGUUGCAGGAGAGAGCUGAGAGAAAUCAACGAUCCACCACCCGGAAAGUUUAUAGUCGCUCAAGACGAAUUUGAACACGGGCGCCCAUAUGACAAUGUGCCCCCAGAUUAUGUCAACUGUUACGCGGCACCGGCGGACUCAUGA
This is a messenger RNA of Puccinia graminis f. sp. tritici CRL 75-36-700-3, 461 nucleotides long. RefSeq lists its product as uncharacterized. The record is from RefSeq and is a predicted model, not a curated record. The coding region runs from base 63 to 461 and encodes 132 amino acids. The transcript has 3 exons. NCBI's taxonomy places the organism in Eukaryota, Fungi, Basidiomycota, Pucciniomycetes, Pucciniales, Pucciniaceae.